Messenger RNA from Lolium perenne, 2318 nucleotides. RefSeq names its product diacylglycerol kinase 4. The record is from RefSeq and is a predicted model, not a curated record. Gene Ontology annotation, biological process: phospholipase C-activating G protein-coupled receptor signaling pathway. Gene Ontology annotation, molecular function: ATP-dependent diacylglycerol kinase activity. Gene Ontology annotation, cellular component: membrane. NCBI's taxonomy places the organism in Eukaryota, Viridiplantae, Streptophyta, Magnoliopsida, Poales, Poaceae.
AGCGGUGCAGCCAGCUCCGCCUCCCUCCCUCCCUCCCUCCUUCCCACCGCGCGCGGGAAGGGAAAAACCGACCGUACAAAUUAAGCUCCGCCACCUCCUCCGUUCCAACCGCCGCCUCGAUUCUUCGAUUCUCUCCCCACCUUCAGGCCUCCUCUGCAAAACGCAUUUCAGCUCCGGCCCGGAUCCUACCCCCCGGCCGAUCGCGCGCGAUGCGGUCGCGGUCGCGCUCCUUCUCGGAGAUGUCCAUAUCGCUCUCGGCGGCGCCGUCGCCCGCCGAGCGGGAGGCGCUGCGCACGCCGCGCUCGCCGCCGGCCUACGCGUCCCCGCCGCUGGUGGGGGCGCUCAUCGAGUCGCUCUCCUUCCGGAGCUGCGGCUUCGGCCGCGCCGCCUCCUCCGCCUUCGAGAAGGAGGACCUCCGCCUCCGCGCCACGCUCCCGCAGCGCCUCCGCGACGCCGUGCACGCCGCGCUCAAGGCGCGCGACCCGUCCGCCGGCGCCUUCGCGCUCGCCGAAGCACCCGGGGUCGGCGGCGCCGCCAACCCGUGGUUCGCCCUCGCGCCCGAGGACGCACCCGAGAACCCCCUCGUCGCCUUCGUCAACCCGCGCAGUGGCGGCCGCCUCGGCCCCGUCCUCAAGACCCGCCUCCAGGAGCUCAUUGGCGAAGACCAGGUUUUUGAUAUUACGAUCGUCAAACCUUCUGAAUUUGUGGAGUAUGCUCUGGGUUGUUUGGAGCAACUUGCCGAUUCUGGGGAUCAUAGUGCAAGAUCAGUUCGCGAUAACCUGAGAGUCAUGGUAGCAGGAGGUGAUGGUACAGUAGGCUGGGUGUUGGGAUGCUUAGGAGAACUAUAUGUUCAGAACCGGGAACCUGUUCCGCCAGUUGCUGUCAUACCACUUGGAACAGGAAAUGAUCUUUCCAGGAGCUUUGGUUGGGGUGCUUCAUUUCCUUUCUCAUGGAAAGCUGCUGCUAAACGAUCUCUCUACAAGGCUAUUUUGGGCCCAGUUUCUUCUUUGGACAGCUGGCACGUCGUUGUUUCUAUGCCAGAAGAAAAAGAGGAAGAACAAGAACUGAAUCUUCCCCACUCCCUUAGGCACCUCGGGGAGUGUACAUUUUAUGAUGACGGCACUGCUGAGGGAGAGUUGCCUGAGACAAUUUUAUGCUUUGAUGGCGUCUUCUAUAAUUACUUCAGCAUAGGGAUGGAUGCUCAAGUGGCAUACGGAUUUCAUCAGCUACGUGACGAGAAGCCAUUCCUUGCAAGUGGUCCUUUAUCUAAUAAGUUAAUUUACGCAGGAUAUACCUGCAAGCAAGGAUGGUUCUUUACACAGUGUAUUAGCGACCCUGAACUACGGGGAUUGACGAACAUUAUCCGUUUAUCAGUAAAGAAGAUGGACAGUUCUGAGUGGGAGCACAUCCCUGUACCAUCAAGUGUAAGGGCUAUUGUUGCGUUAAACCUUCACAACUAUGCGAGUGGAAGGAACCCAUGGGGAACUUUGAAACCUGAAUACUUGGAAAAGAAAGGAUUUGUCGAAGCCCAAUCAGAUGAUGGCCUUCUUGAAAUAUUUGGGUUGAAGCAAGGGUGGCAUGCAUCGCUCGUGAUGGUUGAACUUAUAUCUGCCAAACACAUUGCUCAGGCAGCAGCAAUCCGGUUAGAGAUCAAAGGUGGUCAAUGGAGGGAUGCAUACAUGCAAAUGGAUGGGGAGCCAUGGAAGCAACCGCUGAACGCCGAGUAUUCGACAUUCGUUGAUAUCAAAAGGGUGCCUUACCGGUCAUUGAUCAUCAAUGGUGCAGAUCGUUAGUGAGAGCUAAAGAUUUAGAGUCCUGGCCUAGCUGGACCUGCCCAAAACAAUUUUCAGCUUCCAACGAGGAAGCUUGAUGGACAUCGAGCUGAAUCCUGAUCAUGCUUGCACAAAACCAUAACUUUAUAUGGAGUUGAGGAUACAUAGAGUUCAUAGAACAACAACAGAAUGUAGCCAUGCCCAUGUGAUUUGAUCGGAGUUCUGAAUUAACAUCAUGUGUACCGCAUGAAGUUGAUGUUGCAUAUGUUCAGUAAUUUCAGGUCGGUACUGGUAGGGACGACCUUGUUGAUUGAAUGAUUGUACCACACGACCAGAUGUAAAAGAGAGGCGUCAGACAAAACUGCAGUUCUUUCCUCCCGAAUGUACAGAGGAAAUCUUAUGGAAACUACUAUUCCAUGAUUCAUUUCGAGUUUAAUCUCAACUCGAUUUGAAGAAAGAAGAUAGCACUCAUCUCUCAAAUCUUUUACUUCACAGAUCUCCUCCCCACUGUAAGUUCUAACAAUUAUAAGUGAUUUUGUUGGCUGA